UGUGUACAGAUUUACAAAAAGAAAUAACGGUAAGAUCAGAUAAUGUAAGUACAUAAUCCCCUUUGAAAGAAUUGUCAGCUCCAUAAUUGAUUGCACCAUAGUACCGUCUUUUUACGAUAACCUGACGUACGUGCUUUCUAUGAACGUCGUUCAGAGAUUCUCAGAAUCGAUCAGAUUUAGCGUAAGAACGGGGCAUGUCAUACAUGAAAGGUGUUUGAGGCGGUAAAUUCGAGCCUGCGUUUGUGCGGUGAUACGGCAUUUAUAGAAGGAGCGCACGCCCGGUGUUCCUUCGAAAACCUUGGAGGACCCGAAGCAUCACACUCGCUUUCCGAGUAGCACGCUCCACGGACGUCCGAACAAAUACUCACGUUUUCCACAUUUCUCUUCGGCUUUCUCUGUCGAUAUUUAUUCCAUUCGAACGCGGUAUUUACUCCAUUCGAAGCAACGACACAUUAUAAACUCGGUUUACUCGUCGAAUUAACGCGACUGAAAGUGAUCAUGCUCAGUGGUUAACAGGUGAUCGUAAACUUGCAUCGCAUCGUAAAACUGCAUUGGAAAGUGCGUUACGAGAUCUCGGUUUAAAAUUAUAAAAUUAUCCGGUGUCAUUCACUCGACAAAUCAUGGCCAGAAAGAGCAGGGAAACCGGAGGGGUAGUGUUUCCGAUACGGUACCUGAUGGCGAUCAUGGGUUCUAUCGGUCUCGCUAUCAUCUAUGGAUUCAAAGUCAACGUAAGCGUAGCAAUUGUUGCAAUGGUGAAUCAUACUGCCGUUAAAUUAUCCUCCACGUUGCAUCAACUUGAAUCUAAUACGACUGCAAUUGUGGAAGAAUGUCAGCUCGAUGAUACUUCUAACACAAUAAAGAUUGUUAACGAGGAUGGACCUUUCAUAUGGAACGAACCUUUGCAAGGUCUCAUUCUGUCUUCAUAUUUCUGGGGAUACAUGGCAUCCCUGCUUCCGGGUGGUAGAAUGGCAGAAUUAUUGUCAGCAAAAUGGGUGAUGAACGGAUCGGUGCUCCUAAACGUUGUAGCCUCCAUAUUAUCACCUGUUGCGGCGGAACUUCAUUACUCUCUUUUCAUCGUAAUGAGAGUUAUCCAGGGAAUCGGUGGGGGUGUAACUUUCCCUGCCAUGCAUGUUAUGAUCGCUAAGUGGGCGCCGUCUAAUGAAAGAAGUAUUCUUGCUUCCAUUGUUUAUGCAGGAACUGCACUUGGUACCGUGAUAUCUAUCCUCUUAACCGGGAUACUAGCGGCGAAUAUGGAAUGGAAAUGGAUAUUCUACAUCGAAGGAUUGCUUUGUUUAAUUUGGUGCACAGCUUGGUGGAUAAUGAUCGCAGACAGUCCCGAAGAACAGACUAGAUUUAUUAGUCAGGAAGAGAAGGAUUACAUUCUGGAGUCUUUGGGUCAUCAAGGAAACAAUGGCGAACAAAAGGAGAAAUUAGCAGUGCCAUGGGGUGAGGUGUUGCGAUCUAAACCAUUCAUGGCAAUCUUAAUCGCCCAUUUCUGCAGUAAUUUUGGGUGGUACAUGUUGCUCAUUGAAUUACCCACCUUCAUGAAUCAAAUAUUGAAGUUCGAUAUGAGCUCGAAUGCUGGUCUCUCUUCCAUGCCAUUCUUAUGUAUGUGGUUUUUCACUAUGAUCCUCAGCAAGACAUUAGCUGUUGUACAAGAUAAAGGUUUGAUCACGGUGACGACGUCACGAAAAAUUGCAACGAUGCUCUCAUCUGUCGUCCCCAUGAUUUGUUUGAUAGGAGUAUCUUAUGUUGGAUGCAGUAGAACCUUAGCUGUUGCAUUGAUGACCAUUGGAGUAACUUGCAUUGGUGGAAUGUAUAGUGGAUUCUUAUCCAAUCACAUUGACAUUGCUCCAAAUUUCGCUGGAACCCUCGUUGCCAUCACUAAUUGUGUUGCUACUAUACCUGGAUUUGUGGUACCGAUAUUUGUAGGGAAAUUGACACAUGGAAACCAAACUAUAGGAGCAUGGAGAAUUAUAUUCUUCACAACGGUCGUUUUAUACAUUGUCGAGGUAGUAGUUUAUACUAUUUUUGGAAGCGGCGAAGAACAACCGUGGAAUAAAGCCAAAGUAGCUGACGAAGAGACGAGCGAUCAAACAUUGCCGCUGAAAGAAGAUAUUAAGAAAUAAAGUCUAUCUUAAUGCAUAAUACUCAUUCUAAUUAGUUUCUUGUACAUACAGUAGAAUUAUAUUAUUAUUAAUUUUAACUUCUUUCAACUUAUAUGUUACUUGACGAAAAAUAAGUUUCUCAUAAAAAUUUCAUUUACAUUUCAUGUUAUUUAUUAUAAUGAUAAUAAAAAUAAGUACAAAUAAUUAUAGA
This is a messenger RNA of Megachile rotundata (alfalfa leafcutting bee), 2319 nucleotides long. RefSeq names its product major facilitator superfamily transporter 3 (gene MFS3). The record is from RefSeq and is a predicted model, not a curated record. Gene Ontology annotation, molecular function: transmembrane transporter activity. Gene Ontology annotation, cellular component: membrane. NCBI's taxonomy places the organism in Eukaryota, Metazoa, Arthropoda, Insecta, Hymenoptera, Megachilidae. Gene Ontology annotation, biological process: transmembrane transport; monoatomic anion transport.